Fomitopsis serialis is the source of this 1530-nucleotide messenger RNA. RefSeq lists its product as uncharacterized. The transcript is spliced from 5 exons. The record is from RefSeq and is a predicted model, not a curated record. Lineage: Eukaryota; Fungi; Basidiomycota; Agaricomycetes; Polyporales; Fomitopsidaceae. Bases 1 to 1530 code for a protein of 509 amino acids.
AUGCAGGCAUUUCCUGUGCCCGCGGUACGCCGCCUCCUGGCUAUCCCAGAGGUACUGGCUCAGGUGGCAGAAGAGACGUGGUCGAGCAAGAGUCUCGCUGCCCUUGCUAGGACUUGCCGUGACUUCUGUUCUCCUGCCCUCGACAAACUAUGGCAACAUCAACCAGGCCUUGAAAAUAUCGUGAAGUGCAUGCCCGCGGAUCUGUGGGAGAUGCAGCCAACUCACGAUGACGAUGGUAGUUCAACCAUAAUAUUCCAACGACCCCUACGCCCUGAAGACUGGGUCCGAUUCGAUGUCUAUGCCCUCCGCAUCCGCGAGCUCUGUAUCGGCUUCCGAAGAUUGUACUACGAGGUUGGCAGACCGAAAUUAUCAAGCGAGGCGCUAGUCACUUUGGAUCAAUACAACCCUUCGAAGGCUUUAUUCCCGAACCUUCGUUAUUUAUACUUGAGCAGCAUCACUGAUACCGACGUCGUACCGUAUCGCCGCCUGUUCCUCAGCCCCGCCUUGCUCGACCUCGUGAUCGAGUGGGAAGUCUUUGACGUCAAUGCUGCGGCUCUCCUAGAUCACCUCUCCGCACACUGUCAGAGUGUUCGAAUACUGAAUAUCGCAACUCAACAGGAGGAAUCAUGGUCCUCGCCCGGCCCUGUUGAGAUCCGAGCUGGUAUUUUCGAUAGCUUGAAGGCUUUGCAUAUCCUGUCCUUCAUUUCCGCCGUACCUCUCCCUGCCGCCGCCUUCAUGGAACUUCAAUCUUUGCCUCAUCUUACUGAUCUACACAUCUCAAUACUGGACGAACCCGCAUCGCCGUGGACAUUUCCUGUCGCUACAGAGUUCCGGCCGUUCCGUGCGCUGCAGCUAUUCUUCAUCCGAUGCUCCCAGGUAACGGACUGCUCCAAAGUGCUGGCAGCAUUCUCCUUCCCUGUGCUAGAGGGCCUCACAAUUCGUGCAGGAGAAUUCGGCUCCCUGGGACACCUCUUCCGAAUCAUACGCGACAACUGCUCGCAUACGUCUCUCUGUCACAUCAGCAUUUGUUGGUGUGACCUGUUCGAUCAAGACCCUGGACCAGUGGAAGCCACUGCAAGUGAUUUCCGAAAUCUGUACGCCUUCCAUGAACUGCAGGUCCUCUCGGUGGAGACCUUCAAUGAGAUUCGGCUCACGGAUGACGACCUGAGAGACAUGGCGCUCUCCUGGCCGUACUUGGAGUCUUUGAAGCUGCUCCCUAGCAAGGACAAGGAGCGUCCACCAGAGACCAUCCGACAUUGCCCCCGGCUGCACACACUCCAUAUCGGGAUCGAUACCUCGCAGGCCGACGCUGCGCGCAUCAUCGAGGCGCUCUCCGGCGCCGGGCCGAUGCGGGAUCCGAACGAGGUUGCGAUGUCGCUCGCAAUCAUAUUCCGACGCCUGGAGAAGUUCAUAGGCGGCUACCCACAAGAGAAUUCGCCGGAGUGGAAGCCCACAGAAUUGCUCCUGCCGGCCUGCGCCUCGUACGUGGCGAGUCACACCGUGUACGUAGAAAGCCCUCACUCUGAGUAG